UCCAGUGGUUCAGGCCUACUUACUAUAAACCGUGUCUCGAUAUUCGUGGUGGGACGGCAUUGUUUUUUCGUUUUGUAGCUUUUCGCUUAGUUACGGGCAAAGAUGUGAACCAGCUUCUUAUGCGGAGGAGUCUGAACAGUUGAAAACUACUGGUGAGGGACAGUACUGAAUCAUAGGAGUGACGUUUAGUUGUGAAAAAAAAAAGGAUAUAUUUUUAAUGCAAGGAAACAGUAAUAUAGUAUUAGUAUUACAACAUGUUGUUGUAGCACUAUAAUUUAUAAAUUAAAUAUUUGAUUGAAAACUAAUUAAAAUAUAUAACCUUGGAGUUCCGUUGUCCAUUCAUCUCGAUAAUUUCAGCUUGAUAAUACUAAUAGUAAUACUUUUUUGAAAAUAUGCGCGAUUUCUCACUGACCAAUUCAACUGACACAUCAAUAAUUUAGAAAAACGUCUAACCAAUAUCAAGUGAGUGUACUAAUACCGAUGUACUUAAGUUAUUGUAAAAGAAAAAAUAAUUGUAGGAUUUAACACUGUUUAGUGUUACUGUUAGGUUGCAAUUUGUACGAAAGCGUGGUGAAGUGAUAGGAACUUGGAAAGUAUCAUCCAUCUUUAAACUUUUUACUGUUAUUAUUACAAAACUCAAAAGAAACGCUUUGAAUUAUGUCAGAUGCUGAAGAAAAGAACGUUGAUAAAGACACAACAGGAAAGGAAAUACUCGCAACCCAUGUGAUGGGAACUGUAAAGUGGUUUAAUGUGAAGAAUGGAUAUGGGUUUAUUAACAGACUUGACACCAAAGAAGACAUCUUUAUUCAUCAGACUGCUAUAGUAAAGAACAACCCUAAGAAGAUUGUGCGUAGUGUGGGAGAAGGUGAAACUGUUGAAUUUGAUGUUGUUAUGGGCAAAAAGGGAAAUGAAGCAGCCAAUGUUACAGGACCAGAUGGAACCCCUGUGCGAGGGAGUCGGUAUGCUGCUGAUAAACGGCCUUUUCGUAGGCGUUUCUUUCCCAGAUGUUCCACUCAGCAUAGAACUCCACGACGGGAUCAAGUAAAUGACUGGGAAGAGAACCAUGAACGAUACGUUGAAGAUAUACUAGACCAAGAACAACUAGAGCCACCAAGGAGUAGAAGACCAUAUUUUCAAGGAUAUAACCACCACUCUCAAAAACCACCACAGAGAAGAGAAAAAAUUCAAGAAGAAAAGCCAGCUUUUAGAAAUAGAGACACUUUGCAACAGCAGGACCAAGAACAACACUGCCUGCCUCGAAGAUAUCGUGGGCGAUAUUUUCGUCGUACAUUUCAAAGACCUCAGAGUGACACAGAAGGAAGCCACAGUGGUGGUGAGGGUGAAGUAAAACCAGUGAUUGGCACUACAGGAAUUAUAAAAAAAGACAGGCAAGUUUCUAGUGAUCUAUCACAUGACAUGCCUCAAGUGAGAUCUCGAUCCAGGCGUGGAAGACCUUGGAGAGGACCUUCUCGGCCAUGGAAUAAGACAGAAGAGAGUGAACCUGUCUCUACUACCAACAGUACUGGUCUACCUGAAAAAGAUGAUGGAGAAGUUGACAAAUUAAAGGAUGAAGGAAGGAAAACUCUGGAUACUGCAAGUGACCAAUACGUUAUGUUAGAGGAGGCUGUCUCAUUAAAACCACAUGAAAGUGGAGAGCCAGUGACAACUCACACUUGUGUUUCAAUAGAAAACAAUUCUGGUAUCAGUCAAGUGAUUGCUCCUGAGGAGAAGGGGACUGGAUCUGUUGAGGCUAUCCCUCCAGGAGAAGUUGUUUCAGCUUAGAUUUCUGACAUAACACCUUAAAAUCUUUUUUCUUUAGCAAUUAAAGUAGGUGAAAUGGUAUUUACAUCAAAUUCUUGAUAAAACUUAGCACCAAUGAGAGUUGUUGUUUUGUUUUUUUUUGCAUCAAUACUUAUACUGUUUGGCUAAAAUGUACAUUUUUCAAAAGCAGUAACAUCAUGUUUGAUAAAGAAACUCAUUUGAAAUGAGAGAGCUUUCUUACAAGUGAAAUCAGAAAUGAGUUUUUAGUCUGGAAGAGCUAAUAAUUUCAAGCAAAUGGCAUAAAUGAGUUACUGUUAUAUAAGAGUACAUGCUGGAUUGUAUUGCAUAUUGUUAGUGGAAACAGUUUUUUGUUCUUAAAAACUAAAAGAUCAAAGAAAAUUUAAAGCUUCCAGUUUUGUUUUGUGAUCAUACUUAUCAAGCAUAUCAUUAUUAAGUCAUAGGUAAAUUAUUUUGAAACUUUUUUUUUCACAUUUAAAAAAGAAUAUCAAAAUAUUUUCCCAAAAUAAGUUAAUUCUGGAAGGCAGCUUGACAUUCGUCAUAGGAAUCACUUGUGAAACAUUUGUAAUUGCAAUAAAAGAUUAUUAGUUACAUGUUUUAUAUUUAUUUUGCCUAAUUUUGAGACAUUAUUGAAUUUAAGUAAUAAAGCAUUAAUGGAAAUUGUUUCUAAAGGAUUUGAAAAUUGUUCUACUACUUAACUCCAUUAAAUUUGACCACUUUUCCUAUAUUUAUUAUGCCAAUAGUUGUUAAUAUAUUUUGGUAAAACUUACCUCAUAGUUUGCUCUCCAACAGAAUAUGUACUUUUUAUUUCAAGAUACUUGGUAUUAAAGUUAUCGAUUAAAAUAACCUUUCAUUACCUGUGUAAAAACCAGAACUAAUAUUGAGUACUCCAAGAAAACUACCAUAUUUGAUGAUAAUUUGAUAUUUUGUAGUUAUUUUUUAUGUACCACUAUCAGAAAAUGUCUACAAUCUUUGAAACCAUACAUUUGUACUGCUAACUAUGAUGCUAAAUAAACUGAACAAGUAACUUGAUGUAGCGUAUAUUAAAUUUUCUGUUCUAUUUCUUUUUGUGCAAAUAAGAGGUAUGAGCAACCUGAUCUGCUAAACUUUGAACUAGUAUCAAUUCUUAUCUAGUGAUGAUAUUUUAUAUUGAUAUUUGUUUCUUUUAUUCAUAGUUUUUUUUACCUCUUGCACUUGAAAAAAUAUAUUCCCUUAAGUAGCUUCAGCUGAACCUUGUUUUUUUUUGGAGAUGAUAAAUGUCAUGAUUUUUGGCAUAGAUAAAAUGUAUCUUUCAAAAGUAUCUUUCUUGUAUCUAAAAUUAUGUUUGUUUGCUGUGUCGUAUAGCAAAUCUUGUAGUUUUUAUAAUCUUU
Limulus polyphemus (Atlantic horseshoe crab) is the source of this 3149-nucleotide messenger RNA. RefSeq names its product nuclease-sensitive element-binding protein 1-like. Bases 658 to 1782 code for a protein of 374 amino acids. The record is from RefSeq and is a predicted model, not a curated record. Gene Ontology annotation, cellular component: nucleus. Gene Ontology annotation, biological process: regulation of gene expression. Lineage: Eukaryota; Metazoa; Arthropoda; Merostomata; Xiphosura; Limulidae. Gene Ontology annotation, molecular function: nucleic acid binding. The transcript has 9 exons.